Hyalella azteca is the source of this 6119-nucleotide messenger RNA. It is a transcript of the gene mino, whose product is annotated as glycerol-3-phosphate acyltransferase 1, mitochondrial. The transcript is spliced from 14 exons. The coding region runs from base 112 to 3279 and encodes 1055 amino acids. Gene Ontology annotation, cellular component: mitochondrial membrane. The record is from RefSeq and is a predicted model, not a curated record. Lineage: Eukaryota; Metazoa; Arthropoda; Malacostraca; Amphipoda; Hyalellidae.
AGAUGUGCUUAGUAUUACUGUGUGUAUAGUGCCCUCAUAGUUGAGUCCUGGUACCCUGUAGUCGGGGUUGGGAUCCGAGGAGGUACAGGAGUCGCGUAGGCGCGCUUGACCAUGCCGGCCCUUGGAAUUGAGAGAAACUCUGGCCUCCCUUGGGCCGCCACCCCUCGCCCUAUCGAGAAGAACGGGAACCUAGAGUCCCGCCAGCCCUCCGUUGAUAACUCUACUGACCAUAGAAAUGAAGCUGUCGUGAGUAAUGGUAACCACCAUAAUGGUGCCAUCUCCGGAGACCUGAUGAAUGGUCAUUGUAAUGGUUAUCCCCUCAACAAUAAUUCUUAUGGUCAUAGUCUCAACGGCGAUACUUGUGAUAUGAGUGGCUACAAGAAACCUGAUGAUGACAAAUUUUUACCAAACCUCUCAAGGGCUUUGGAGUCUGAUGAUGACCGAGCACCGGCUGUUCGAUUGUCACCUCAAACGCCCUACCUGACCAAACCCUGUCGGAAUGGUGUUUUCUCGCCCUCGUCAACCUCUGAAGAUAAUUCUAUGAUUGUCUCUCCCUGCCUCCCGCCCUAUCCCAAGGACGCGAAAUCUCACAAGUCCAUGCGAAAAACUCCGGCGAGAGACCCACCUAUGUCUGUACAACAAACUAACACUCCUGCUCCUGAAAACGUUGAAAGUGAUGCGGUUCGAAAACGAAUUCCAGUCAAAACCAAGGAUGACACUCGACAAACUGUCGAUGGUGAUGACAUCAAAAUUGACAAGGUUGUUUCGUCUGCGGAUGGCGGUUUGAAACGAAAUUACAUAGACUCAAGUUCCCUUGCCAGCGAGGCGCUUCUCUUUGGGCAAGGCUUGCUAUCUACACGUCCUCGUCUCAGUGACCUUACCAGCUUCCAAAUUUCUUACUCGGGUGUGAGCGAGUCGGCCGGGGCGUGGGGAGAGCUUGGCCACUAUAACAUCUUGCACGUGACCACGAGUGACCCCAGCCAGCACUGGUUCACACGCUACUGUUGCUACCUCGUACACUGCUCCAGACUUAAAGUCAACUUCCCCUACCCUGCCAUCAGCAACCAGGUAAUCUUGGAAGACGACCGCAUCCAGACGGCCGUGGACCAGGUUGUGAACGAGAGCAUCCCUGAGGACCUGCCUGUGGAGAAGCGAGCAGCGUCCUGCAGGUCAUUGAGGACCAUGCAGCUCGCUAGGGCGCACCGCAUCCUUAAUGAUAUGAAGGCUGCCAUCUCUACCACACUCAUCAGAAUAACAGGCUACGUGCUCUUCAAAGUGUUCUCACGACUGCUGAAGUCUGUGGUGGUGCACAAAGGGCAGCUCGAGGCCAUCCAACGCGCUUCCAAGAAGGGCACGCCCCUGAUCUUCGUGCCGCUGCAUCGCUCGCACGUCGACUACCUCUUCGUCACGUGGGUGCUCUUCAACUGCCAGAUCCCCGCGCCCAUCGUCGCUGCCGGCGAAAACCUCAACAUGCCCGUUUUUGGUGCGCUGCUGCGUGGCACAGGCGGCUUCUUCAUCAAGCGGCGGCUGGAGAGCAACAAGGCGCGUCGUGACGUGCUGUACCGCGCGCUGCUGCAGUGCUACAUGAGCCAUUCCCUACACGCGGGGUACAACCUCGAGUUCUUCAUAGAGGGCGGCCGCACUCGCACCGGCAAGCCUGCCAUGCCCAAAGGUGGGCUUCUGAGUGUCAUUCUGGACGCUUAUCUUAGCGGCAUGCUGGACGACGCUAUGAUCGUUCCCAUAGCCAUCAACUACGACAAGCUCGUCGACGGCAACUUCAUCAGGGAGCAGCUCGGCCAGAGCAAGGUGCCGGAGUCAUUUUGGGGCGCCGUGUGCGCGAUCUGUAAAGUGCUUUCGACUAACUACGGCCAGUCGCGCAUUGACUUCGGCGCGCCCUUCAGCCUGAAGGAGUUCGUGCAGCUGAGUCGCAUCCCUGUGGCGCAGCUCGCGGCGAGCGGCACUACGUUGCUCAGUAACUUUGCCGGCGCCGCGAGCAAAGGCCACCACAGAUCGCUGUCUAGUCCCGUGGCUGCGUCCCACCUCACAGUGCAGCGCCCUCCGUCCAUUUCUUCGUUCGCUGCCCCGGCCUCCUCGUCAGACGUCCCCUGUACCACAGACACGCAGCUCCUCCCUGCCAUGAGCAACUCCUCCCUCUUCGGCACGGAGCUCACAGACGAAUUCAGAGAACUCGUCAAGAAGCUUGGACAGCACAUUGUUUUUGACGCUGAACGGUGUCAGGCGAUGAUGUCGAGCAACCUGGUGGCGUGGGUGGUGAGCUUCCAGCACCGCGGGGGUGCGACGCUGCCGCUGCUCAGUGCUGCCGUCCACGACCUCAAGACCCUCCUGCAGCAGCGCGGCCGUGACGUCGGCUUCACCGGCGACUCCGUGGACGUUGUGAAGCACGCAGUUCGUUUACUCGGGCCAUCACUGAUCAGGACGGAAGUGAGGGACGGCGUGACAGUUUACAGUCCCGUCACAUGCCUGCCCAACGUCAUCGAGCUAAACUACUACGCCAACGCCCUGCUGCCUGUCUUCGCCAUCGACGCCAUCAUCGCGGUGAGCCUGCAGAGCAUCCUGGACUGCGAGCUGUGGCCGUACUGCGACACCGAGCCCAGCAUCACCGUCGAACUCGAUAAGUUGAUGAAACGGUCGCUGCGGCUGUGCGAGGUGUUCGCACACGAGUUUGUGCUCUACGCUCCCUGCGGCAAUCUGUCGACGCGCCUUCUGGACGCUGUCGACAGACUCUGCGUUAUUGGCUUCCUCUCCGAGAACAAAAGUCUUAGCAGGAGCCUCAGUCGGCGAUACCAUGGGGCUAGCGCUCACCAAGAUGACUUUGAUAGCUGGCAAGUUACCAACGAGCCAUGUGACGUGGUGGGCAACGAGAAUAAUAUGUUGUACACGGUCGUGUAUAACGUCUUGCCCACCACGGCCACUCUGAGCUGCCUCACCACCUUCUCCAACAUGCUCACGCCUCUGCUAGACGCUUACUGCAGCACCGUGGAAACUCUGCAGGCCAUCGUCGGAACUAAAAUCCCUGAAAAGGAACUGGUUGCUAAAACCCAGCUCUUGGUCCGAGAAAGACUUGCUGAUGAAUCGAUCAAAUUUGGUGAAUGCAUUGCCGCGGACCCUAUCAAAAACUGCAUCAAGAUGCUGGAGAGUGAGCAAGUGCUGCAGUCUAGUCAACAAGAUGGCGACAAACUUAUCAACCUUACCACGCCGUAUAAUUCCUUGGAGGCUCUCGUGGUUCUACACGACUCCCUUGCCGCCUUCAGGGUCUAAACCCGCUAAUGUUCAUCUAUCUGCAUCGAGACCAGGCUUCGCGCUUCAAAUAUUAUACCAGCGAUAAUUAAAUAGGAAAGGACUUUUUCAGUUUUUUGAAAAUUACCCAUUCAGUUGCCGAGCUGCAGUUUGACUACUAUUUCUGUUAGUCUUAAGUAAUUAUUAUUUUCUCGGGCGUUUUUUAUAUUUUUGACGAUGGGGGUAGUAUUGUAUUUGCAGCACAGAAACCUGCGCCGACAAACAAUAAAAAUAAAUUCACGGAUAUCUGUAUGACGUUGCUCCCGUCUGUACGCCGUGACUUAAUUAAUGUUGCCACCUUUCUUGCAAAUACACCUAUCCUAACCAACAUUAUGUUGUGCCACGUGUUCGCAUUUCCAGCCAGUCUUAAUUUUCUUAAACUGGACGUUCAUCACAGUGAUGCAUUUGAGGCUCACGAUAGCUUGCGAUGACUGAGGCUCACGAUAGCUUUAUUGUGAUGACUGAAGCUCACGAUAGCUUGCGCAUGUAACGUUCCAGCAUGCAAUGUCUAUGCUGGACAAUUACAGUCGAAGUGUAGCAUAGCUGUGUCCUGGUGUUGUUGUCGACUCUCUGGACAUGACGUGGAGGCUCAUUUUCUGAAGAACAUUCAUUUCAAAAACAGUUUGGGCAUCGCUUAAUUUGUCUUGGUUCUUUCACACUAUGAAAUUAUGGAUUGAUUCAAGUGAGUGAGUAUUGCGGCGAGACUUGUCCCUGAAACAUUAUGUAUAUUGAUUUGUGAUGCAGCAAUAGGGCACCUCAUAGACUUGAUGUCAUGUUGUAACAUUGAUGUCAUGUUGAAUCAUGUACAAGCACCUCAUGUAAUUUCUAUCAACAUUGUAGAAUAUCCACUUCAGCCUUUACAUUUGCUUAACUUAAUGAUACUCCUGGUUAGGUAAAUUCAACAGGGAAGUCAUUGUGAUGGUUCUUUCGCAAAAAGGAUACUUGGGAAUGUGGUGUAACUAAAGGAAAGAUGUACGCGGAAUAUCCUUGUAAGAUUUACAAACCAAACGACUUUUUUUGUUGUGCUAGCCUACUCUUUCAGCGUGCUGAAAGAGGCGAUCUGGUGUUGUUCGGCUAAUCGCCAUUACUUGUUGGAAGCUUUACGAAGGUGGAUAGAGUCUGCAUAGUUCAUAGAUAUUUUUUUCCCCAACUAGCGGCUGCUAUGGGUAUUGCAAUCAAAAUACUUUCAUCAAAUCUUCCCUGUUUUCUUUUACUUUUGUAAAUAUUAGUUUUUUCUGCUGGUCGCUUUCACAAGUCUUUCAAGUGACGAUUAAGUUGUUACAACUUAUCUGGUCCCGUACAUAAUCGUUGUGUCUACGCUCGAGUGCAUUCGUCCUUUCGUUAUGCUGUUAAUAUUGAGGUUAAUAUAAAGAUAACUGUUAUUUAUCAUUUUUGACAAAUGGUUCUCCUUGGAACGCAAGGAACAACUAUAGCGUUAAAUCUGGAUUGAAUAUUUGUCAAAAAUAUCAGGUCUGGAGUUUUUUUUUUUUUUUUGACAGCAAUCACUCGAGCAAUCUUCAUGUUCUAGACUGACGUUUUGUCAGUCAGCUGCGUUGAUCCCUUCUUCAGUUUCUAGAUUCCGCUGCACCAUUCCAGGACUAUGUCGUUCAUUACAACCAUCGUUCAUGAAUAUCUAAGCGUUUUUUUAAAGUACAGUUUUUCCUAACACUAGAAUUCUAUCUCACGUUUACUAUGAUUGCCAAUGAUGUGGAAGUACGAGUAUGACAUGAAAUUUACGACUCGUGAGAUGGAUUUUCGAAUGUUGCCUCAGUUUUCAAGAUGUCUUUUCUUACAAGCUUUUCCUCAAGCAAGAUGGAGAACUUUGCCAAGAAUCUCUACUGAUGGCAGGUGGAAUUUAUGACUCGACUCGUAUCUAGCCAGCUCAAUUUCCCAUGCUAGUAUUUGCAUUUCAACUCGCAGUAUUUCUUUGGCUGCUUGCGACUUGGCUGUGAACGCAGCUUUGUCAACAGCUGAUAUUACUUAGCCAUUACUUUAUUUUUUUUUUUUGUUUAUUAAACGAAUGGCCGUGUUCAUAUUUCAUAAUUUUGUAUUUAUCCACAAUUUAACGAGUCCACUUUAUACUUCAUUGUAACUUCUAUUUUACAGUUUGUUCUAUUAAUAUUCGUUUUGUGCUGUUCAUUUAUCAACUCUCGUGAUCAAACUGACUUCCUGUGAAGUUUUUAGAAAGUUUAAUAUUCGUUUCAGUUUCACUAUGCUGUUAGACAGUGUUGAUUUAAACAACCUUUUGUGUAUUUUUUCAGUGAAAAUCGUAAACGAUUGUAGGCUUCCGCUCUUGCUUAUUUUUGGAACUCGACACAUUUUCUUGAUUGCUCACUUGUGCAUUUUAUGCAGCUUUAGGUUAGGAGGAAUCAUCAGCUCGCCACCAUACCGCCUCUUGAACAUUAUUUCAGCUAAUUGAUAAACGUUGCAAUGCGAUCUAAUGGCCCCGUGCGACCCUUGGAUCUUAUGCUUAAACUUGAUGUUGAUGAAUAUCCUCGAAAAAAUGCUGAAAUAUAUUUACGCAUGGAUAUAGGCAUUGUUAGUAAAGCUUAUAAAGAUUUCAGCCAAUUUUCGUUGGAAUGUUAUUGAUGUACAUUAAUUCCUCUAUCGUCUAAGUGGCGUUGUUUUGGCCUUCCAGAAUUCUCUCACUAGACUGUAUUCUUGACAAGUAUUUGAGGAGCUAAGGAGCUAGCUUCUAUGUUUGCAUUUGUAAAUAAGAGGAUUGUGAGUGUUUACUGCUACUGUCAUAGGAUAGCCAUUGCAAGAUUUCGUGCGAUCAGUUUCUUUCUAGGAAACGAUUAAAACUAAAUGAAAUGCAUAAA